Molecule: messenger RNA, 2122 nt
Organism: Momordica charantia (bitter melon)
Lineage: Eukaryota; Viridiplantae; Streptophyta; Magnoliopsida; Cucurbitales; Cucurbitaceae
Product: anthranilate synthase alpha subunit 1, chloroplastic
Biological process (GO): L-tryptophan biosynthetic process
Molecular function (GO): anthranilate synthase activity
Source: RefSeq, a predicted model, not a curated record
UAUGGUUCAUCAAACACAAACAAAAUUCUUAAAAAAACAAAAAAACAGAGAGAGAACAAAAAACGGUCAGAAUUCCAGCAUGGGGGCGUUACAUGCAUGUUUACAUGGAAGGUUUAACGUUGAUUAAACAUUGCACAAUAAAUUAGAGACCUCGGCUAUACUUACAGACACAAACAUAUUCCUUGCGAGUUCCAGUUUCGUUGUCGUGUUCUUCUUCUGUUUGCCAUGCAAUCUCUUAAGCUUUCUCAGACUCAGACCAAUUUUGCCCUCUCCGGCCACCGGCGGUGCCCUGUUUCGAAAUGUCCGGCGACUUCGCUCAAGAGUUUUCCAACCUUGAGGUGUUCUGCUCUCGCGAGCACCGGCUCCAAAUCGUUAGGUGUCAAUGCUGCAGAAUUCAUGGAAGCGUCGAAGCAUGGAAAUCUGGUCCCGCUUUCUCGGUGUCUAUUUUCUGAUCAGUUGAACCCAAUCGUAGCUUAUCGGCAUUUGGUGAAGGAAAAUGAUUGGGAGUCUCCUAGCUUUAUUUUCGAGUCGGUGGAGUCCAAUUCUCAAGGUCGUUAUAGUGUAGUGGGAGCUCAACCAGCAAUGGAGGUAGUGGCGAAGGAGAAUAAAGUCACAAUUUUGGAUCACAAAAAAGGUCGAUUGACUCAGGAAUUUGUGGAUGAUCCCUUCAUGGUUCCAAUCAAAAUCUCAGAGCAAUGGAAGCCUAAGUCAGUGGGUGGAAUUCCAGAUACGUUUUGUGGUGGAUGGGUGGGUUAUUUCUCCUACGAUACAAUGCGAUACGUGGAGAACAAAAAGCUGCCAUUCUCAAAGGCUCCAACAGACGAUAGAAACCUUGCCGACUUCCAUCUAGGCCUUUACGACGAAGUUCUUGUGUUUGAUCAUAUCGAAAAGAAAGUUUACAUAAUACAUUGGGUGAGGCUUGAUGGGUAUUUGUCUGUGGAGAGUGCUUACGAAGAUGGAGUAAAGCGUUUAAACAUGCUUGUGGAGAAACUUCAAGAUGGUGAAGAGCCAAAGUUGAGUCCAGGUUUUGUCGACUUGAAUACUCGUCAAUUUGGUCCUUCAUUAACGAAGUCGAACAUGAGUAGUGAGUCUUACAAACAAGCUGUGCUUCGGGCAAAGGAACACAUUCUUGCAGGGGACAUUUUUCAGAUAGUUUUAAGUCAGCGUUUUGAAUAUCGAACUUUUGCCAAUCCUUUUGAAGUUUACAGAGCAUUGAGAAUUGUCAAUCCAAGUCCAUAUAUGGCUUACUUGCAAGCUAGAGGCUGUACUUUGGUUGGCUCUAGUCCCGAAAUUCUUACUCGUGUAGAAAAGAAUAAGAUUGUGAAUCGUCCAUUGGCUGGAACUGUUCGAAGAGGGAAGACAGAAAACGAAGAUGAAAUGUUGGAGAAGCAGUUGCUGGAUGAUGCAAAACAGUGUGCAGAACAUAUUAUGUUGGUUGAUUUGGCUCGGAAUGAUGUUGGAAAGGUUUCAAAAAAUAGUUCGGUGAAGGUCGAAAAGCUUAUGAACAUCGAGCGGUAUUCGCACGUAAUGCACAUAAGCUCCACGGUAACAGGAGAGUUACAUGACCACCUAACUAGCUGGGAUGCCUUGCAAGCUGCAUUACCUGUCGGAACCGUUAGCGGAGCACCCAAGGUGAAGGCUAUGGAGUUGAUUGAUGAACUGGAGACAACGAGACGAGGCCCGUAUAGCGGUGGCUUUGGUACCGUGGCGUUUAACGGUGAUAUGGACAUAGCGCUUGCUCUCCGAACAAUUGUAUUUCCAACAUCAGCUCAUUACGACACAAUGUACUCUUACAAGGGCGUGAACCAGCGCCAAGAAUGGGUCGCUCAUCUUCAAGCCGGUGCUGGCAUAGUGGCUGACAGUAGUCCUGAUGAUGAACACCAAGAAUGCCAGAACAAAGCUGCUGCUCUUGCUCGUGCCAUCGCCUUGGCCGAGGCCGCUUUUGUUAGUAAAUGAUAACCUCCAGCUUCUGUGCUUCAAAUUGCUCAAAGAAUUUUGGUGUAAUGGAUAGUAAAUAAAGUAGCUUCAUAUGCAACAAAAAGCCAUAAUAUAUAUGUUUUCAUACUUUUCUUGGCCAUCUUUGAUGGGCUUUAUAUCAAUAAGAAGUUGCAUCUUAUAUAUA